GGACGCCUCACACGCAACACGUUCCCCUACAGGCCACAGCAUAUACUAAUGUAUUACAUCAGGUAGGAGUAAGAACGAGCAGCCAUGAGGAACUUAGUGCUGGUUAACCAGAAAAGCUGGAAGGUUCCCACUGGUAAUCCGGGUAUAUUCUGUAUAGACGCCAUCACCAGGUCUAUAUACCACAUCAACAGUGAAGAGGUUUAUUGCUUCAAGAUUGGUGAUUGUGGUACCGACUCCCUUUUGGCAAUCACUUGGAAGGAUCAUGAUAUCUGCACAUCAAACGUAAUCGCAGCAGAUGUUAUCACGGCCAAUGAUUGCAUCUGUGUGGUGACGGGGGAUGGAGACGUGAUCACAGUUGACAAAGAGACACAGGAGGUGGAGGUCGUCGGGAGUGUUGAUGCUGGGAUACAUGCUGCUUGCUGGAGCCCUGAUCAAGAACUUCUCAUUCUAGUGACCAAUAAUGCAAAAGUAGUAGUUAUGACAGCAAUUUUUGAUGCCAUUGCUGAAUAUUCCCUCAAUCAAGAUGACUUUGGAGAGAACAAAUUUAUCAAUGUUGGGUGGGGGAAGAAAGAGACUCAGUUCCACGGUUCAGAGGGUAAAGAAGCAGCCAAGGUUGUGAAGCGUACAGUUAAAGCGGUCCAUCCUUUAGAUGACCGCAGGCCACGAAUUAGUUGGCGAGGUGAUGGCCAGCUCUUUGUAGUAAGUUAUGUUAGACAAGAUACAGAUAGUCGUUGUCUUCGAGUGUUCAACCGAGAGGGAAUCUUACAGUACACCAGUGAAGAUGUGGAUGGGUUAGAAAAUGUUGUCUCCUGGAAACCCUCAGGUAGUUUGAUUGCCUCUUCCCGGAGGCUUUCAAACAAGCAUGAGAUAAUAUUUUUUGAAAAAAAUGGCCUUAAACAUGGCGAAUUUCCUUUGCCCUUCAAAUCCACUGAGAUGCUUCUAAAAGAUGUUGCCUGGAAUCAAGAUUCUAAUAUUCUUUUAGUUUGGCUGAAGCCUAUUGAAGGAACUGAGAGGUGGCACUCAGCAAAGUCUGUUAUUCAAUUAUGGACAGUUGGGAACUACCAUUGGUACCUUAAACAAGAGCUGAGUUUCAAAGAAGAAGUAAGAUAUUUAUCUUGGGAUAAUGAGAACCCUCUCCUGCUACAUCUGCUAACUCUUAACCAUCUCCACCACUACACUUGGGUGGUAACUACCAACAAGUCCUGUGGGUUUGGUCCUUUAGAUCUUGCUCAUGUUGCAGUGAUUGAUGGCCAAAAAUUACUCAUGACACCAUUCAGGCAGUCAGGCAUACCCCCUCCAAUGUCAGCAUAUGAGAUAACAUUCACAGGGCAGAUAAAUGCUGUCAUGUUUGCUCCACCAGUUGUCAAGGUCUGUGAAGCUUCGCCAGAUAACUCUCAGUGUGUCGAAGAUUCAGGGUUUCUUGAGACUUUAGAUCCCCCUGGUUGUAAUAGUAACAACCUUUGUGUAUUUCAUGGAUCAGAAACUUUAACAUUCUUAACCCAGGCUCAUGCUGAUGAUAUUCUAGAUGAUUAUGGCUGUGGUGUGAGGGUAACUGGUGCUGGAGGAAACGGCUACUCCGUUCAGGUCAAAGUUCACAGAGUAAUUGCUCAACACAAAAUAGAAUGGGACCCUGAACAGAUUAUGUUGGACUUAGAAUUCUCUAAAUUUUGCAGCUGGGUCUGGGCAGCAAAGAACACUCUUCUAGCGUGUUACAAGACAGACGAUGCUUGUUCUGUUGUAAUUAUGGAUCUUCAGGGUAUAGGAUCUGAGCCAGCACAAGUAAUAGUAAAGGCAGUCUUGCCCACAGAAGUCUCAAUCGUCAGUAUUUCUCCUGCUCCUGAUGGUACUGUUGCUGUCCUUCAACUUGAAUGUGGAUCACUACUUAAACUUGAUUUGCAGACACGGAUGAUUGAACCUUUAUGUGUAAAUGGAAAAGAUAUUAGAUUUCCUAGUGUCUGUGAGCAAGUCAGUCUUUGUCCAGUCAAAGAUGGGUCACAGUUUAUGCCCUUAGGGUUAACUUGUAGAAAUCGAUUAUAUUGGGGAUAUAAUCAACUUUUAGCCAACUGCACAUCAUAUCACAUCCACACCGAUCAUUUGCUGGUGACGACAACCAACCACAUCCUUGAAGUGAUGCCUCUUAUGGAAAGUUACAUGAGUAAACGAGUGGCAGGAGGUGCAGAAGACUGUGGUGUAGCAGGGUCACGAAAAGUAGAAAGAGGAUCCCGUAUUGUGACGGCCGUGCCUCAGGAUACCCGAGUGGUCCUACAAAUGCCUCGAGGCAAUCUUGAAGUAGUGAAUCCUCGCCCCCUGGCAAUUCACACACUGAAACAACUCCUAAAUGAGCACAAGUACUAUCAAGCAAUGGACAUUAUAAGAAAGCAACGAGUAGACUUGAAUCUAAUAUAUGAUCAUAAUCCAGCAGAAUUUCUGGCAAAUAUUACUCACUUUGUGCAAAAUGUUGAUAAUCCUCAUCGGAUAGACUUAUUUAUAGCUAGUUUGAGUGAAGUUGAUUUUACUACUACAACGUACUCUUUCAACUACAGUAAUCGACAGCAUCAUGAUAACAAAACCGAGGCGUCGGGUGGUAAGAUUGACAUGGUGUGUGAAGCUCUUCGAGAGGCAAUGAUUUCUGUUGACGAGGAAAAAUUUCUCCUGCCGAUUCUGACUUCAUAUGUUAAAAUGACAAGCAGUCAGAUGGAUGUUGCUCUGAAAAAGAUCCAAGAAAUAAAGGAUAUAAAGGACAAGAAGUUUAAGGUAUCUGCAGAGGAAGGACUGAGACAUCUACUCUACAUUGCCGAUGUUAAUGAAUUGUAUGAUGUUGCCCUCGGGACAUACGACUUUGAUCUAGUCAUGAUGGUUGCUGAGAAGUCCCAGAAGGAUCCCAAAGAAUAUCUCCCUUUCCUGAAUGAACUGAAACAAUUUGAAGAAAACUAUAGAAAAUUCAAGAUCAAUGUAUACCUGAGGAGGCAUCAGAAGGCCUUAGAAUGUUUGAGGGACUCAGAUGAUCAUGCUGAGGAAUGUCUUAAUCUUAUUGUGUCAGAAAAAUUAUACAAGGAAGCUUUACAAAUAUUUCCUCCAUCUUCUGAAAUGAACAAAGCUGUCUGUGAAAGGUAUGGGAUUUAUCUCAUGGCAAAACAGUACUACAAUGAAGCGGGAGUCAUGUACACACGUGCCGACAAGCUUGACGAUGCUCUAAAUGCUUACCAGAAGGCUGGAAACUGGAAAAUGAUCCUUAUUGUUGGAGCACAGCUUAAUUUUAAUAAUGAGGAGAUGAAUGUUCUCUGUUGCACUCUAGUGGAAUCCCUUAAAAACAGGAAUAAUUAUGUAGAUGCUGCAUGGGUUUAUGAGGAAUAUCUUAAAAAUGAAGAGGAGGCACUGGACUGUCUAGUAAAAGGUAGUCAGUGGGAUGAUGCACUCAGAGUGGCUUAUAAAUAUCAUCGCUUAGAUCUUGUGGACACCAACAUUAAGCCAGGUGCUGAAGAACAGUACAGGUUUUGCACAGCAGAAAUAGAGAGGUUGGCGAGUAUAUUUACACAAUACUGUUCGAGACUUGCUGUUGUGCGGGAAAGUAAAGAGAAGCAGCACCUUGAUAUGUUAGAGGGAAAUUGUGAAGGUCAGCUUGAUUGUGAUCUCUAUUCAGACACAAGUACAGUUACAGGAAUGUCUUAUUCUAGAAGUCAUGCCACUGGCUCUCGUACUGGAACCUCACACACGGGGAAAACGUUUCGUUCCUCAAAAAACAAAAAGAAAUUAGAACGAAAGAAAUUUAGCACAAAAGAAGGAGGUGCAUAUGAAGAUCUAGGGCUAGUUUCUGCUCUUUACGAAUUGCUUACUACAGCUAAUGGUAUGACUGCAUCUGUCAUGGCUCUGUGCACCAUUUUAGUCACCUUCAAGAUGGAUCGUGAAGCUAUUUGUCUUCAGACAAGUUUUUCUGCUCUUCUGACACUAAUGGAUAGAAAGAAAGCUGAAAUAUGGCCUGCAUCAGUGCCCUUACACAAUGAGGAACCUGAAUUUGGUCCUCAGUUAACUACGGAAGGAGUGGUAAACAGGAUUAGAGGUGGUGGUAAUGGUGAUGUGUCCUUUGUGGCUCAACGAAUGAGGGAGUUAGACCCUCAUCUCAGGCACCCCCCACCAGUGAACAGACUGUCCAACUGGAGUUUGUAUAUGCUUAGAUAAGGUAGAUAAGAGUCUCUCAUAGGUAAACUUUUAUGAUUAUCUUUGCUACAUUUUUUAUUUUAGAAUUGUGGAAUAUAAGGAAAAACAAUUAAUACUGCAUUGCCAUGCACACAAGAAUUUUUUUAAAGGAAUAGCUGUAGAAUUUUAUCUGAAAUAUUGAUUUUGGUUAUGUAAGUAGUGCACUUGACAGGUAAGGAAGAGAGAAAGUAAGGUUUGGUGUAUAAUUACAUCUAUCAGAGUAAAACAAUUUAAGUACAAAUUAAGUAAUAUUGUUAAUUUCCAGAAAGACUAGUAUAACUUCCCACUAGCAAGGGGAAUAGUGCAGAAAAUUCAUGGAAGAGAAGGUGUGGAGGUAGUUGAUGAAGUUUGGAAAUAUAAUGCCAAAGUGUAAUGAAGGAGUUAUAGCCACAAAAAAGUAACCAAUUUCCUUUUAAUGUGCUGUACUGUAUUUAUUAAAGAUAUGAGUAUUCUUAUAUAAUAAAAAUAUAAUAAUAUUUAUUCAGUCCAAUCUUCAUACAUGUUUACAAUUACCUUGGCAAGCAUACUGUAUAUACUAUGCUGGCAAACAGUUCAGCACGUGUAUAGACAAUGCAGGUACUGUAUAUACUGUACAGGUACUCCUCGACUUUCGACCACCCUGACAUACGACUGCCGCAGUCGUAGCAAAAUUUUGUCAAAUUACGUAUUUUCGAGUCCCGACAUAAGUGAGUGUGCUGUGUACUGACAAAAUUUUUGUUUGUAAUUCCCUUUAAAUU
Molecule: messenger RNA, 4931 nt
Organism: Homarus americanus (American lobster)
Lineage: Eukaryota; Metazoa; Arthropoda; Malacostraca; Decapoda; Nephropidae
Gene: Elp1
Product: putative elongator complex protein 1
Exons: 4
Coding region: 85-4176 (1363 amino acids)
Biological process (GO): tRNA wobble base 5-methoxycarbonylmethyl-2-thiouridinylation
Cellular component (GO): cytosol; elongator holoenzyme complex
Molecular function (GO): tRNA binding; protein binding
Source: RefSeq, a predicted model, not a curated record